Molecule: messenger RNA, 1211 nt
Organism: Hevea brasiliensis (rubber tree)
Lineage: Eukaryota; Viridiplantae; Streptophyta; Magnoliopsida; Malpighiales; Euphorbiaceae
Product: syntaxin-61
Exons: 8
Coding region: 216-953 (245 amino acids)
Biological process (GO): Golgi vesicle transport; intracellular protein transport
Cellular component (GO): membrane
Molecular function (GO): SNAP receptor activity
Source: RefSeq, a predicted model, not a curated record
UCUUAAACUAAAAAUCAAGUCUCCGCCUUACCCACCUUCUCCCGUUUCCACCGUUUCGUGUAGCUUCCUCCGUUCUCGCUCACCGGCGAUACCUUCGUUGGCUCUUAAACAAUACCAAUUGUUUUGAUCUGAGUUGUUGGAUCUCUAGAAUUGGGACUGCUUUCUUGAUCGAAUUGGGUUCUACCUUCACUAUAACUAUAGUUAUUGGUAACAAGAUGUCUUCAGCUCAAGAUCCAUUUUAUAUCGUGAAAGAGGAAAUUCAAGAGUCUAUUGAUAAGCUGCUAUCUACUUUUCACCAAUGGGAACGGGCUUCUUCUGAUCCUGAAGACCAAAUGCAUCUCACAAAGAAGCUAGUUGCCGGUUGUGAGAGCAUUGAGUGGCAGGUGGAUGAGCUAGACAAAGCAAUUGCUGUAGCAGCUAGAGAUCCUUCUUGGUAUGGGAUUGAUGAAGUAGAGCUUGAAAAACGAAGGAGAUGGACUAGCACUGCUCGUGUUCAGGUGGGCAAUGUGAAGAAAGCAGUUGUAGCUGGAAAAGAGGUGAAUACUAAUGGGACUACCAGUGUAAAUGGAAUGCGCAGAGAGUUAAUUAGGCUGCAAAAUUCUCAUCAGAAAGAUAAAUCCAACCCAUAUGCUCAAGAUGAUGAUUUUAUACAAUCAGAAUCAGAUAGACAAUUGCUUCUUAUAAAGCAACAGGAUGAGGAGUUGGAUGAGCUUAGUGCAAGUGUGGAGCGAAUUGGAGGUGUUGGGCUUACUAUACAUGAAGAACUCCUUGCACAGGAAAAGAUUAUAGACGAUUUGGGUAUGGAAAUGGACAGUACAUCAAAUCGUCUCGAUUUUGUUCAGAAAAAAGUAGCUAUGGUAAUGAAGAAAGCCGGUGCAAAGGGACAGAUCAUGAUGAUUUUAUUUUUGAUCGUUUUGUUCAUUAUUUUAUUUGUUCUGGUUUUUCUUACUUAAAACUAUAAAUUAGCCGGCGGAAAGCCUGUGAUGUGCCUGCACGAGAGAGAGAGAGAGAGAGAGAGAGAGAGAGAGAGAGGGAGAGGUCAUACAAUGAGGAAUACAGAAGCGAGAUCUAAUUACAUCAAGUAAAGCCUAGAAAUACUAUCAAGUGAAGUAUGAUAGUUGUUGUUGAAGGUUUUAGUGGCUUCUGAACUGGAGUGGCAUUUGAUUUGUAGCUGUUUUUGAGUUGUAAAUAUCAUGCGAGAUUGGUUCGUA